This is a messenger RNA of Paramecium primaurelia, 966 nucleotides long. The record is from the annotation of a GenBank genome assembly. Lineage: Eukaryota; Ciliophora; Oligohymenophorea; Peniculida; Parameciidae.
AUGUAAGGAACAUUAAUCAUUAGGCCAUUUAAGGCUAACUUAAGAAAAGAUACUGAAAUAUUUGGAAAGAUGGUACUAUAUUAUAUAUGAACAAAAAUAUUAGGAUCCCUUUGUAAUUGUUAAAAUGGGAAAUUAAAAUUAAAAUACAUCUGUCGCUAAUGAAGCUGGCAAAACUCCUGUUUGGAAUAAUGUUAUAACAUUCAGAAAAACGUAUGAAAACUUAAUUGAAUUUGAAGUUUGGGAUGUAAAUCUAUUAUUUUAUUCAGUACGAUUAAGGCUCAAAAAAUGAUUUAAUUGGUUAAGCUUCAUUCCCUAUUGCUUAAGUUGAACAGACAAGAUAAUUUUAAGGAGCCCUCCCUUUGAUGUAUAAAGGAAAAUCAUCUGGAGAAUUACACGUUAUAAUUGAAUUUAAUCCGGAUGGAUAGCCAUAAGGGUACCCUAAAUAACCCUAAUAAUUAGUUAUCCAUAAUAACCAGGAUAAUAAGGCUAUCCUCCCUAACCUGGUUAUCCUCCUUAACCUGGAUAUCCACCAUAAUAAGGUCAUCCUCCUUAACCUGGUUAUCCUCCAUAACAUGGUUAUGCUCCUUAACCAGGUUAUCCUCCUUAACCAGGUUAUCCUCCUUAACCUGGAUAUCCACCAUAAACAGGUUAUCCUCCUUAACCAGGUUAUCCUCUUUAACCUGGAUAUCCACCAUAGUAAGGUUACCCACAUUAACCUGGUUAUCCUGUUUAACCUGGAUAUCCACCAUAAUAGGUAACUGUAGUGUAACUUAAAUUUAAUCCAAAUUGCCAUGAGUAAUGAAAUAAUUUUAAGUUUAGUUGUCAUGGAACUGGAAAAAUAAUGAAAAAAGGUAAACAAAAAUACUGUAAAGACUGUUAUAAACAUGCUGGGUUAUGUUAUAAAUGUGGUGGAACUGGCUAUAAUCAAAAAAAGGGAAAAGUUUGUAAGUGUAAAAAAUGAGAGAU